Molecule: messenger RNA, 1173 nt
Organism: Microcebus murinus (gray mouse lemur)
Lineage: Eukaryota; Metazoa; Chordata; Mammalia; Primates; Cheirogaleidae
Product: glutathione S-transferase Mu 2
Biological process (GO): glutathione metabolic process
Molecular function (GO): glutathione transferase activity
Source: RefSeq, a predicted model, not a curated record
UCGCCGCCCUGAAUCUCAUAAGGUCGCAGCCCAGCCCCGCUGAGGCCCGUCCACCGAGUCCACGGCCACCUGCACCAUGCCAAUGACGCUGGGUUACUGGGAACUCCGCGGGCUGGCUCACGCCAUCCGCCUGCUCCUGGAAUACACAGACUCGAGCUAUGAGGAAAAGACAUACACGAUGGGGGACGCUCCUGACUAUGACAGAAGCCAGUGGCUGAAUGAAAAAUUCAAGCUGGGCCUGGACUUUCCCAAUCUGCCCUACUUAAUCGAUGGGGCCAUCAAGAUCACCCAGAGCAACGCCAUCCUGCGCUACAUUGCCCGCAAGCACAACCUGUGUGGGGAGACAGAAGAGGAGAAGAUUCGUGUGGACAUUUUGGAGAACCAGGCUAUGGAUACCCGCAUGCAGAUGGCCACGGUCUGCUACAGCCCUGACUUUGAGAAACUGAAGCCCGAGUUCUUAGAGGGCCUCCCUGAAAAGAUGAAGCUGUACUCACAGUUCCUGGGGACACGGCCCUGGUUUGCAGGGGACAAGAUCACCUUUGUGGAUUUCCUCGCUUAUGAUGUCCUUGAUAUGCACCGUAUUAUGGAGCCCAAGUGCCUGGACGCGUUCCCCAACCUGAAGGACUUCAUGGCCCGUUUUGAGGGCCUGAAGAAGAUCUCUGCCUACUUGAAGACUGGCCGCUUCCUCCGAGGCCCUCUGUUUGGAAAGAUGGCCAAGUGGGGCAACAAAUAGUGCUCUGUGAUGCCAGGAGAUGGGAGAUGGAGCCAGAGCCGUGCCUGCUGCCGCGGCCCUGGAGAACAGCCAGAUUAGACUCCCUAAGCCACCUGCACCGGCCUUUUUGUUCCUUUAUUUUUCUUUCCACUUGUUUCUCCUCCCCAGGGACUUAUUGGUACCUUUUCUUCUAACCUGACCUGGCCCCUUACAGGCUCUUUACAGCUUCACCUCCACACUUUCCUUCCUCAAAGUCCCCCUGCUAACGUCGCCUGUCCCUGUCCUAACGCCAAGCUGACCAUCUUCCUCAUCACUGCUUGUCCCUGCUCUGAGAAGCCAGAACGGACCCCAAGAUCCCCAGCACUGCCCUGAAAGACCAGCACUGCCCGGUGUGCGGGCCCUGCUCCCCAGCUUGAUUCCCGUCUCAGCCCUGUCUAAUGCCCAAUAAAGCGUGAACGUUC